Molecule: messenger RNA, 1179 nt
Organism: Girardinichthys multiradiatus
Lineage: Eukaryota; Metazoa; Chordata; Actinopteri; Cyprinodontiformes; Goodeidae
Product: 5-hydroxytryptamine receptor 3A-like
Exons: 8
Coding region: 1-1179 (392 amino acids)
Biological process (GO): signal transduction; chemical synaptic transmission; regulation of membrane potential
Cellular component (GO): synapse; membrane; neuron projection
Molecular function (GO): neurotransmitter receptor activity; transmembrane signaling receptor activity; extracellular ligand-gated monoatomic ion channel activity
Source: RefSeq, a predicted model, not a curated record
AUGGCUGCCCUGGGGUGGCGGUUUGUUUCUCUCUACCUGGGGCUGCUGCAGGCUUUCGGGGCUGUGUCCACCGGUCCUUUGCUGCUCCUUGUUGUAGAUGUGGAUUCCUCUGAUAGAGCGUGUAGUUAUCAGGAUGUUUUAACCUACCUGAACUUGAGCAAAAAUAAUGAGCUGUUUUCCUUGACCCGACCUGUGAGAGACUUCCGAAAACCCACAGAGGUGUAUCUGGAAGUAUUGCUGUACGCUAUCCUAGAUGUGAGAGAGAUUGACCAGACGUUUGUACCAUAUGUUUGGAUUCUUGUGGAGUGGCAGAAUGAUUACAUUUCCUGGGAUCCCAGAAAUUUUUGUGGCAUGAAAAAUGUUACUAUUCCUACAGACAUUCUGUGGAAGCCAGAUCUCACUAUUGAAGAAAUGACAGAAAGGGAUAAAGCCCCUCCAAGUCCUUACCUCACCAUAAGCAGCAAUGGUAAAGUCCUUAUUCAGAACGAUCAGGUGCUGGUCAGCACAUGUAGGAUACAGGUUCACAAAUUCCCAUUUGACGUUCAGAGCUGCACCCUCUCAAUUAAAUCAGUUGUUCACUCCGUGCAGGAAAUAAAGCUGAACUCCUUGAACUCCUCAGUGACCACGGUUUGGUCACGUAACGUGAUGAGGACACAGUAUGAGUGGUUGUUUGUUAAAAUGACAGUUACCACCGAAACAGUUAUGCCAUUUGGAUCCAAGCAAGAUACAAUCAUUUACACUAUCUUUAUGAAAAGGAGGCCAGUACUCUACAUUGUCAACUUCCUGCUGCCUGUCCUCUUCUUCUUGUGCCUGGACUUGUCCUCCUUCCUGAUCUCAGACAGAAGUGGUGAAAAGCUUAGCUUCAAAGUCACUGUGCUGCUGGCUGUCACAGUGAUGCAGCUCAUUCUUAAUGACAUUCUGCCUUCAUCAUCAGACAAGAUCCCACUGAUUGAAGUAUACUGCACUGGGAUUUUUGGGCUGAUGUUUCUCAGCCUCCUGGAGACAAUUUUGAUGAUGUAUCUGAUGGAGCUAGAGUCUGAAUCCCAAGACAUUGAGAUGGACAGAAGACACAGUUUGGGAGAGAGUUUUGGAGACAAUCUAGGCAGAGACACUGACUACCAGAGCUGUGAGGAAGGUGAGACUUACACCAGAGAGGGAGGAAUAGUUUUUGUGCUCUAG